ACCUCGCUCCCCGCUUCCCCUCCUCCCCCCAAAUGGUCUCUCCCAGAGGUUACCGGAAGUUGUUAGGCGCUGCCAUGUUUUCAGCUGCUUUGUUGUAGGGUUUCAUGUAGUGAUUCUUCGCCGAUUUUUUUUUUUUUUACGUUUUUUUCCUCCUUCCUUUUUUCCCUCCAAGCUCUGCUGUUCUCCCUCCUCCCCUUUUUUUCUUCUCCCCAUCCUUUUCCCCGGGAUCGCCAUGGAGGCCAACUGGACCGCUUUCUUGUUCCAGGCUCAUGAAGCUUCACAUCAUCACCACCACCACCACCAUCAACAACAGGCAGCCCAGAAUAGCUUGCUGCCACUCUUGGGAGCUCCUGUUGAGCCCCCUGAUCAGAAACCCAUUUUACCUUUACCAAUCACAACACAAAAACCUCAGACCCCUACAGAACCUUUAAAAGAGCCUGUCGUAGUGAAGAAAGAAAAAUCCAAAACUUCUUUUAUUUGCACAUAUUGCAGCAAAGCAUUCAGGGACAGUUACCAUUUGCGACGCCACGAGUCCUGUCACACAGGGAUCAAGUUGGUGUCACGGCCAAAGAAAACACAAACAACACCGGUGGUGCCCCUUAUCUCAACAAUUGCUGGGGAGAACAAUAGAACGUCCUUUGUCUCAACCAUUGCAGGAAUAUUAUCAACCGUUACCACGUCUUCCUCAACCACAGUUCCAAGUGCUAGUACUAGCAUCCCAGCUAUGCCUGUGCCCCUGCCUGUUAAAAAGCCCAGCAAACCAGUGAAGAAGAAUCAUGCUUGUGAAAUGUGUGGUAAAGCUUUUAGAGAUGUUUACCAUCUCAACAGGCACAAAUUGUCCCACUCAGACGAGAAACCGUUUGAAUGCCCGGUCUGCAAUCAGCGUUUUAAAAGGAAGGAUCGUAUGACUUAUCAUGUUCGAUCUCAUGAGGGAGGGAUCACAAAACCCUACACUUGCAGUGUUUGUGGAAAAGGAUUCUCAAGGCCUGACCAUCUAAGUUGUCAUGUGAAGCAUGUGCACUCUACGGAAAGACCAUUCAAAUGCCAAACAUGUACUGCUGCUUUUGCCACCAAAGACCGGCUCCGGACACACAUGGUCCGCCAUGAGGGGAAAGUGUCUUGCAAUAUCUGUGGCAAACUUCUUAGUGCAGCUUAUAUCACCAGCCACCUAAAGACCCAUGGCCAGAGCCAAAGUAUCAACUGUAACACGUGUAAGCAAGGUCAAAAGCUUCAAGGACAACUUCAUGAACUUCAAAGUCCAGUUCAUUGCCGAAUCAAAUAUGAAGCUCCAGACUCACUCUUUUGUGCUGUGGAUCAGAAUCAUAGGACCUUUUCACUAGGUGAUUACACAUCUAACAUGUGCCAAACCUCCACUGUGGCUCAGACACCUGUGACUCUUACUUCUCCUUUCAAUAUUACAUCGUCUGUGGCUGCGUCAGGAACCUUGACAAAUCCAGUAACAGUGGCUGCGGCAAUGAGUAUGAGUAUGAGGAGCCCUGUGAAUGUCUCAAGUCCUGUUAAUAUAACUUCUCCAAUGAAUUUGGGGCAUCCUGUCACCAUAACCACCCCGAUUUCAAUGACCUCUCCACUGUCUUUAACCUCUUCUGUUAAUUUGCCUACUUCAGUCACUGCUCCAGUAAAUAUAGCGCACCCAGUCACUAUAACAAGUCCUAUGAAUCUGCCUACACCAAUGACAUUGGCGGGUCCACUAAACAUAGCUAUGAGACCAGUAGAAAGUAUGCCGUUCCUGUCUCAAGCGUUACCUUCUUCUCAGCCUUGGUAAUGAACAUUCAUAACAGUGUUAAAACAGUUGACUAAUUGAAAUCUACCAGCAACCUUCCAUUAUCUUGGAUUAAGAAGGAGCUUGCAAAAUAUUUGCAGACAUUUUGUUCCUUAAUUUUUAGCUAGUUUCUCUGUAGUUCUUAAACCGUCAUAUUUAUUGUUAUGGACCAUGUUAAAGGAUGGCGAGGAACAAAGGAAAAAAACAGUAAAAUGAAGAACAGGAUAGAAUAGACUAUUUUAUGUCAAAGGUUUUAAAGAAGAAAAACGGUGUAAUAAUGUUUUAUCCUUAAAUCUUCUGACUUUUUUUAAUUAAAAAAAAAAAAAAACACUAGCAAGCAAUCAUCAUUUUUAGGCUUGUGAGCUUGGGACACCUUCAUUAUUGUAACAAAUCAUUAACAUGCAAGUACAGUUGCUGCUCUGUGCUUAUUAAAUGUUUUUGAAAUCUAUAGAAGACAUAACAUCUCUAAAACGUAUUUCAGAGAAUCUGAGUUUCACCGUGGGGAUAUGUUAAAUCUAAGCAGCAUUCCCUAUGGGAAAGGAAAACAUCAACUCUGAUAUGCAAAGCAUACGAUAACUCGUCAUUCUGAUCUUUACUCUUAGUAGGCUUUAUGACCUAUUUGAAACUGUAAAUACUGUUAAACAUAAAUUCUGAAACAAGUAUUAGCAUUGUUUUUUGGUUUUUUUGUUUUGUUUUUUAUAAAACAAUUUGUGUUGUGGAUGAGAGUGUGGUACAUCUGUUUUCCCACACCUUAGAGACAUUUGUUACAGUAUUGAGGCAAAAGCAAUCUCAGUUUAAAAGCCCUUUGACCCAGAUUGGAGUUCAUCUGCAGUUUUACCAAACAAGCUUUAGAAGCCAGCGUGAUGUGAAAAAUUAGCCUCUAUGGAAUCAAGAACCCACAGUAUGGAUAUAAAGCACAAGGAGUAGCAGGAGAAAAAAAAAGCAUUCUCAACACACACUUCCUUUUUUUUUUUUUUUUUUUAUAAACAACCUGUUAUAUUGAGUAAAUGAAUCAGAGUUGUUCAAUAUGUACUUUGUCUUCUAUUAAGACUAUACAGUUUCUGUUCUAACCACUAACUAGUGAGCCCGGUAAGACAAGCCAAGAGAAUUUUUUUUUCCUUUUUAGGUUUUUUUUUGUGAGUAAUUUAAUAAUAAAUUGCUGUAGAAAUCAUCGUUUUUUUUUUUAAUGUGUAAAUAUGUCUUAGCAUUUUUUUGUUAUACCCCAAACCCUGUUCUUGCUAGUAUUCUUUUUAUUCAUGGUGACAGGGAUAGUUUAUUUUCUAAACUUUCCCCAUUAGCACUUGCUUAUUAGUUGGUUCACACAUUUACAGCCCCUUUCCAGCCAUUGCUUUUCUACGUGUACUUUUUUAGUUUACAUUUUAACCUUCCCAAAUAUUAACUGUAUUGUAGAAAAGGACAACUAAAAGAUAAAAAAAAAAUACUGCUUUGUAGCGCAUCAUGUGACAUUAACUUUUAUUUUUAGAUAAACUAAAAUCUUCAAUUGCGGUGGAGAGCACCACAUUUUAGAAUUGUGUGGCAGUGGUCUCCAGCCAUUAAGAUGGUAGGCUAUGGUAAUCAGACUCUACAUUUUACAAAAAAAAUAUAUAUAAAUAUAUAUAUUAGUUUUUUUUUUUGUUUUUUUUUUUUUCUCUUUACAGAGCCAGAGUAUAAUUUUGUUAAUUGCAUUAAGCCUGUUUGUUGGAGUCAUUCUAGCAUAUAAGGUAUAAAAAUGCUCAGUUGGAAGAAGUAUUUUACAAUUGCUGCCUAUUUCUUAAUGGGGCAGUGUUAAAAUGGCAUGCUUUAAACCAAGAAAAUGACUGUUCUCAGAAGAGAAGUCUGAAUAGGAAAAUACAAACAUCUGUUGGGGCUGAAAAUAUAAAAUAAAAUAAAAUUCAGUGUAAAGAAAAUUAAUUUUAUAACUGAUCUUUUGUAUUGUAGGACAUUACACUGUACAUCUUUUGUAUAUAUAAAAAAAAGCUUAGGAACUUUCUGUGUAGCAGAAAGCCACCACAUUCCUACACUUUUAAUGUAUAUGUUUGUUAUAAUGUCCAUGUAAACAUAAGCCCCAUGUUUGUGCCUUUUUAAUUAGUAUGUCUCAAUAAACAAAAAAUGUAGAGAAA
Bombina bombina (fire-bellied toad) is the source of this 3900-nucleotide messenger RNA. RefSeq names its product vascular endothelial zinc finger 1 (gene VEZF1). Gene Ontology annotation, cellular component: nucleus. The coding region runs from base 233 to 1783 and encodes 516 amino acids. The record is from RefSeq and is a predicted model, not a curated record. NCBI's taxonomy places the organism in Eukaryota, Metazoa, Chordata, Amphibia, Anura, Bombinatoridae. The transcript has 7 exons.